UUCCUGCAGGAGAUGCUAAAAGCAGCUUAGCAUUGCUUGUCUCUCUUGUUUAUGUUAUGGUAUUUAACAGAGGGACAGAAGUAUGAAGUGCUCGUCUUCUGAUUAAGUCUGGACAUAUUUCAGAAUAUCACACGGCAUCUAAAUGGGAGCUUAUUACUGCGCCGUUUGCAGGCAGACAACGUUCUCGGGGAAGAAACACAUCUUCGGUAAAACCCACCAGAGCAGACUGAGAGUCGUUCUGCUGAAGUUUAUAGAAAAGGUGAAAGAAGCUCGUCGAACUCUUAAAAAACCCCAGGUAGAUAAGUUUGACUGCACUCUGCACACGCAGAAGUUCUGGUGCUACUGCUGUGAGCUUGAGGUUGAAAGAAACGUUACAGACGGCAAAAUGACUGUGCUACACGGAGGCUUGAUUGAACACAUGUCAACCCCAGAACACAAGAAGAACACUAACAAGUUCUGGUGGGAAAAUAAAGCCGACCCAAAGCUUCGAGAUAAAGUCAUCAUCGCAGAAGAAGAGACUGAGAGAUUUAAAGCUGAGGUGGCAAAAGGAUUUGACUCAUUUGUGGAGAAGGAGGAUGAGUUUAUUAAAGAGCAAGCUGACGUUAUCCGGGCCCAGGAAAAGCAGCGCCAGGAGGUCGUUCAGUCUCUUUUAGAGCGUGACGAAGAGCUGGAGUCGUCCAACGGGCUCAACGGCAGCGUCACGUCUGCAGAGGUUUCUGUCAGCGCACGUUUCCCAUUCCAAGGUUCAGAUGAGCAGAUGGGGAGGAGCUUUGUUGACUCGAUGGCUGAGGUGCCGCGGGCCACGACGGGGCAAGGCCUCACGUUUAUAGGUUAUCAGGAUUCAUCAAACAUGGGAAAUGUUCACACAGGUGCUCUCCCUCCUUGGCUUCAAGACGAUCCUCUGGAGGGCACGUCCGGAGCUGCAGCGCAGACAGAGAUCGGCCCAUCGCUUCAAGGGUUUCUCAAACACAAGGAGCAAGAGAAGCUGAGGAAGCUUCCUCCGAACAGAGUGGGUGCCAACUUUGAUCACAGCUCAAACACAGAUGCCAACUGGCUUCCUUCCUUUGGGCGGGUGUGGAACAGCGGCCGGCGCUGGCAGUCCAGGCACCAAUUCAGACAAGAGGAAGGGCAGAAGAAAAAACAGAAGAGGAAGCGGGAGCAUGGCACAGAGGGCUCAAAGAGAACAAAAACGACUGAACAGCUGCCGAAUUCUGACACUUAGAAGUUGCUCUGUGAAAACGUCUUGGUUUUUUUGUUUUUUUUUUACUCGGUUUGCAAGUGUUGAAUGAUGUUUAAACCAUGUUCGCGGUGGACUGGUUGACGUAUGAAAGCUCAUUAGACGGACUACUGUUGGCUGAAGCGGAAAAUUAAUCUUUCUAACACUUACGAGUCAUUGAAGUAGCAAGCGGUUGCAGCUAGAUGUGUUCUUCAUGUCAAAUAGUUACAUUACAAAUAGCAUUUUUGUAUUUAAAAAGCUGUAUAUUACGACUAUGUACUAUAUACUGAGCUAGGUUUGAAUCAAACUGCCUCUUAAUUUGUUUGAGCUGCGUAUUUCAAAAUAAAUGACAGGAAUGAGUUCACAGCUUUUUUUCAAUGCAUGGCUGAUGCAUUGAUGCAUUGAAUGAGCCAAACUGGAGGGUUUCUGUCCUGAUGAGCUUGCAUGGUGGAACUCAUGCCAUUACCAACAAGGCUGCUGUCACUCACCUCAUACCUCAUUUAGUGUUGUAUGAGACAAGAUGGGUUGUUUUUUUUUUUUCUAAUUUUUUUGCAUCACCAUAGUGUAUUUAUAUUUGGGGAAAAGAGUUAAUCAAAUCCAGGAUUCUGACUUACAAGUUGGUGAGACUGAGCUCUGAGAACAACGUGACAGUUCUCUCAAGUGAGCAGCAGGGGGCGCAAAGUGCUCAGACAAUAUAGUCAACAAUAAAGUAUAUAUGUCUUAUGAUAUAUCCUUGUUUU
Messenger RNA from Cololabis saira (Pacific saury), 1956 nucleotides. RefSeq names its product centrosomal AT-AC splicing factor (gene cenatac). The coding region runs from base 143 to 1222 and encodes 359 amino acids. NCBI's taxonomy places the organism in Eukaryota, Metazoa, Chordata, Actinopteri, Beloniformes, Belonidae. The transcript is spliced from 11 exons. The record is from RefSeq and is a predicted model, not a curated record.